Molecule: messenger RNA, 1296 nt
Organism: Cyphellophora europaea CBS 101466
Lineage: Eukaryota; Fungi; Ascomycota; Eurotiomycetes; Chaetothyriales; Cyphellophoraceae
Exons: 2
Coding region: 1-1296 (431 amino acids)
Source: RefSeq, a predicted model, not a curated record
AUGGCGCCCGACACGACAGGUCCUGACAAUGAGACAGCCAACACUCGCAACUUCAAUCUCUUCAGACGAUGCGUCCAAUGUCCUCCAGAAAGUCCCGCUUGUCCACCAACUUGCCCUACCGGCGAAGGCUGCCGAUUGAUUUCAUACUCAUGCGAUGCCUGCGCCCACACAAUCUGUGCAAAGGAUGUUUUGCCUGGGCAGUUGAACGAGUCAAACUCCAGUAGCUCUAAAGCUCCCAUCGCCGGAGGUGUUGUAGGUGCUAUUGCUGGACUUGUCAUCAUCGGCCUUCUCGUCUGGUGGUUCUGGCUUCGACCAAAGCGGAAAGCUGCACAAAGUUGGCAGAACGAGAAACGUUCGACAAUGCGCUCCGCCCAUCAGCAAUCCGUCCACUCUCGCCGUUCCGUGGCUUCAACCGUUCUUUCUCGAGCCUCAAACGUCAUUCAGAUUGCGUACAUCCCAGGCGUCACUGUCAGAUCACCACCACAGUCGCCAGGCCUUGUUCCUCCAGUGCCAUCUCUACCCGGAAGUUCCCCUAACGCCAACAACGAACCAGAACAACACUUUUUCAUGCCCAGCGAUCUCCGUGCUUCCACCUGGUCCGAUGCUUCCUCCGUCAACAACAGAAUCAGCCUUUCACCAAGUCUGGCACGAACAACCUAUUAUGGCAACGAAGCGGAAGACGUACCACCUGUACCUGCCCAACAUGCAUUCCGUGCUCAAGCUGCCAUGGUCAGUGUCAAGUCCGCCAACAAUACCCCUGCCUUGUCUGGAAAGUCUCCCGCCGUUCAGCAAGGCUCAAAGAUGGGUAACAGCUCCAUUGUUGCUAAGACUAUGACUGCUCGACCUAUCGAAAUCAAGAAGCAGGGCUCCAAUCCUCGAGUACCUACACUCGGCAAUCUAGCCAAAGAAAACUCCAAGUCCACGUCGGUUAGUGCGUCAGAGAAAAGCGUUCCGGUCUUUUUCGAUGAGAAAGAGAUUGUAUCUCCUGUGGUGAGCGAGAAGGAAGUCGUCUCACCUGACGACCCUUUCUCCAUCAAACCCAAGCCAUCUUUUGCGACCAUGAAUAGUCAGCGCUCUUCGUCAGUGAGCGGCAUCUCAAGAAUAUUGCCAAUUGACGGUCCAUUAGCUAGCGGCAAUACUCAUCGUCACAGCAAAAGCGAAGGAUUGAAUGCUAUGAUUGAGCAAGCAUUGAGGGAUGCUGCUGGUUCCACGAUGAAGAGGCCAGAGCUGAAGAAGCAGGACUCGAGUCCUUUUUCAGAUGUGCAUGAAAUUGAUGGAAAGGAAAGCACUCCAUGA